Molecule: messenger RNA, 1958 nt
Organism: Prorocentrum cordatum
Lineage: Eukaryota; Dinophyceae; Prorocentrales; Prorocentraceae
Source: the annotation of a GenBank genome assembly
GCGCGCUUUCUGCAGCCGUGGCGGGAGCGAAACUGAUGAUGCAGCCCAGCGAGUUCACGGGCGACGGGCGGUUGACUGGCCAGCCCGUGUUCAUCCGCUUGGUGAACCUCAACGCUCUCCAGGCCGACCAGGGCGACGCGUCGCAGCAGCGCGCCAAAGGCAAGGGCAAAGGCAAGGGCAGAGGUUGGACCGAGGGGGAAAAGCUCAAGUGCGAAGUGCACCUUUUUGGCGGCGACGGGAUGGGCGAGAUCGCGUUCGUGGAGGCCUUCGGCCCCGCGGCCAAGGAGCUGCGCAACAAAGCCACGAAAACCAAGACGGAGAAACUAUUGCUGCCGAUUUCCAACAUCAAGAUCAUCCGCAAGGUGAGCCAGUACACCACGUCGCGGCUGCCGUACUACGUCCAGAUCAAGACGGCCGCGGGCUCGAAAAGCGUCGUGGAGACAGUCCCCGCGGAGGGCGCGUGGGCUGCCGUUCCCGCGCGCCACCCUUUCCUGGACAUCGCGAGUAUCGCCAAGGUUCAAUCCGACGUCCAACACUGUGUCCUCGGCGUCGUCACGUGUCAGCCCGGGGCGAAGUGGCAGGAGACAAGAUACGACCCAGGGUGCGUUUGCAUCUCGAUCCUCCAGGCCGGCGAAAAAACAAUUAAGUGCUCCUUCUGGCGCCGCCACGCAACGGAACUUGUCAAGUGGACUGGAGGGACUGCCGUCGCGCUGUGCCAAGUGGUCGACAAGCGCGAGGUCGCCGCCAACGGCACUGCGUCCUGGGAGCUCCGCGCCACCGAGUCGACGCAGGUAGCCGAGUGCCCCGCCGAGCUGGCGCAGACCCUGCUGACGUCCGUUACGGACGGCGGCCCGGCGACUUCCCUCACAGCUGCGAUCGCGAAGGACUACAAAACUUGCGAGACCUCCACAGUGUCGCUGUCUGUGUUGACAACGGUCAUCGUGCCUGGCAACGCCCGGGACCUCGAUGGAGUGUACGAAGCUCAAAGCGUAGCGAUCAUGGGCGUGACCCCUGUCUUGCGCGACGAAGGCUUCGUCAUGCGCUGCUGCGCGACGUGCAAGAAGCAGGUUCCGGACGGCGACCACGCCAUUUGCGCCGAGCACGGCGAGGCGCCCAUCGAAAUGCGGUGGAUCUUCCACCUCGAGUUGACCGAUGGCACAGGCCGCUGCGCUGCCAUGCUGUACUACAAUGUGGCCAUGCAGAUUCCAGGCUUCCCGGAUCCUUUGACAGGCGCGGACGCGAGCUUCCAGAAGCUCCUGCAGGCGCUCCGCGCCGUCCCCUACUCCGUCCGCCUGAUCUACCGCAUCAACGCGCUGCGCGAGGUGAACAACCUCGAGGCCAAGCUGCUGUUGCCCACGCUCACAUCCGCUGGCGUCGUCGGCUCGUGGCGCCUGGACCCAACCCUUAUCGCCACCAGCAACACCGCGUGUCCUUUCGCGAAGUGCGCCUCCGUGACCUUUGACCCUGACCUGCGCUGCGCUGUCGUGGACGGCUCGACGGUCACCUCCGUCCGCGUCCUCGUCACCUUCCAGGACCCGGAAGAGGACGAGGAGACGACAGUGCCCGACACCGCGCAGGGCCUGCGCGUCACGCGGGUGGCCACGUGCGCCCUCGAGCCCGCGGGCCAGGAGGCACCAGCGAAAUUCCAGUUCACUGCUGGUGGCCUCUCCACCGCCGUGCAAUGGCUGGGUCGCGCCGAUGGGACGUUUUUCCUGAGUGCCAAAAAAUGCAACAACGACAACACUUUCGUUGUUCAGACGUACUAUAAGGUGACCCCGCCCGACACAGAAUUGUGGGCGCACUACAUGCAGAAAACGAUGGCGAUCCCGAAUGGCCCGCCGCUUAACUUCGGCCUCUCCAUUACGCCAUUGAAGCGCAAGAGCGCCCUUGACGAAGCGGCCACGGCCUCCGCGGCUGCGGACAUGACAGUCCGCAGCCGCGGCCUGCUCGAGGAGUGA